GGUUCCUGACUCUCCGCGCGCACUGUUUUAAUCAGACCGGUGCAGCCUCGAGCUGGAGUGGCCAGCUGGCCUGGAGCAAUGCGAGCGGGCCCCAGGGAGCGGCGGCGGCGGCGGCGCGGCGGCCCAGUGAAAACACAGAGACCCCCAAAAGGAAAGCAGAGGAGAGAGAGAGAGACCCACACCCAGACCCCGCGAGAAGAGAUGACCAUGACCACCAUGCCAGAAAGUCUCAACAGCCCCGUGUCGGGGAAGGCGGUGUUUAUGGAGUUUGGGCCGCCCAACCAGCAAAUGUCUCCUUCUCCCAUGUCCCACGGGCACUACUCCAUGCACUGUUUACACUCGGCGGGCCAUUCGCAGCCCGACGGCGCCUACAGCUCGGCCUCGUCUUUCUCCCGACCGCUGGGCUACCCCUACGUCAACUCGGUCAGCAGCCACGCGUCCAGCCCCUACAUCAGUUCGGUGCAGUCCUACCCGGGCAGCGCCAGCCUCGCCCAGAGUCGCCUGGAGGACCCAGGGGCUGACUCCGAGAAGAGCACGGUGGUGGAAGGCGGUGAAGUGCGCUUCAAUGGCAAGGGGAAAAAGAUCCGCAAGCCCAGGACGAUUUACUCCAGUUUGCAGUUGCAGGCUUUGAAUCGGAGGUUCCAGCAAACUCAGUACCUAGCUCUGCCCGAGAGGGCGGAGCUCGCGGCCUCUUUGGGACUCACACAGACUCAGGUCAAAAUCUGGUUCCAGAACAAGCGCUCCAAGUUCAAGAAGCUGAUGAAGCAGGGUGGGGCGGCUCUGGAGGGUAACGCGCUGGCCAACGGCCGGGCGCUGUCUGCCGGCUCCCCGCCCGUGCCACCGGGCUGGAACCCCAACUCCUCAUCCGGGAAGGGGUCAGGCGGCAGCGCAGGCUCCUACAUCCCCAGCUACACAUCGUGGUACCCCUCGGCGCACCAAGAAGCUAUGCAGCAACCCCAACUCAUGUAAGGUUGCCCACCCGCACCCGCCAGCCUCCUUCCCGUUUCCCCUGGCCCGAGCGCCUCCUGCCUCCCGGUCCAUCCACCCCAUCCGUGUGCCCUGGACCCGGAGAAAGGCCCAGAGGGAAAGAAGAAGGAACAGUGAAGGCGGGACGCCCGCAGCCUCCUCCUCGGAGCCCCGCGUGGUCUCAACCGGCGACUUCCCCGGAGCCCACACCCUCGCCCGAAACCCUGGCCUGAGCCGCGAGCUGACAGCAGAGAGCGGCCUUGGAGCGCAGGCAGAGCCACCGGAGACAGCCGUUGCAACAAAACGAGCCGGCUGAACCCGGCCCGAGACCCUCAGCUGUGUGGACUAUCAGGAAAAAACAAAAGCAAUGUAGAAAAAGCAAAAGCUCUUUUCUGUCCUUUCCGUCUCUUGUCUCCUUUCGCUCUGUAUCUGUGCGCUGACGAAGUCGAGGUCCUCGUCUGUCCGCUGUCCUCAUUGUUCGGCCUCUGGAAAAAGUCACCAGGUCCGAGGAGGCGCAGUCCACCAGGCCGCCUAUUUCCGGAUACUGGGAUGUUUUGUCCUUGCAGACCUUCUCCUGGGUCUGCCUCACCAUCCGUGUAGUUUGUUUGGGAACUGGGAGAAAUUGGAGGGAGGGGUUUUUAUUUAUUGAGAAAUGGACUUCGCCUGAGGCUGAAUAUUGGCCAGUUCGCGAUUCUGUGGGGCACGAGGAGCGCACGGUCCAAAUGUACCGAUUUCUUUAAACACACCGAUAAACGAUUAAAGAGAAUAUGGUGAUUUUUAACUUAUAUGGUAACUUUUGUACUUCGCUGGUAGAGGUUGGAGCCGAAUUAUUUGCAUUUUUUACAUGUCCUGUGUUAUUUUAAAAAGAAAGAAAUGAAGCCAACACAAUUUCUCAUCUUGAAAAGAACGCUUAGUCUUCUUGCCUGGACAAGAAGGAAAAUCUGAAUUCCCUCCUUAGGGAGAAGGAGAGGACCGAAGGGCAGUGGUAAGAAGAAAGAGGCAGGCGUGAGCUAGUGCCCUGUAGCAGUGGGCUUUAAAGUAAGACAAAAGCAACUGUACAAGAAUCCCCAGAGGCUGGAUCACAGAAUAAUGCCAGUCGCCACCCUGAACGCACAGUCUCCAGUGCAGGAUCUAAUCGCUGUACAUAUUAUUAUUGUUAUUAAUUAUUAUUGUUAUUAUUAUUGUUCUGUAAACAUGUUGCACAAGCUUAGCUUUUUUCCGUUCCGUUGUGUGUGGCUGUAAAACCUGAUGCUUUGUGAAAUGAGAAUCUUGACAUUUUACUUGUGAAAUUUGGAAAAUGUGAUCAGUUGAAAUCAACCGUGUUUUGUGUUCUCUAUGUCAAAGUUUAGUUUUAUAUUGAGAAUGUUAACUUAUUGCUUUGUAUCUUGGGGAAAAAAAGGACUUUGUAAAUAAGUUGUAAAGUUUCUUUAAGACAGUAAAAUUAUGGU
Rhinolophus ferrumequinum (greater horseshoe bat) is the source of this 2414-nucleotide messenger RNA. It is a transcript of the gene DLX1, whose product is annotated as distal-less homeobox 1. Gene Ontology annotation, molecular function: DNA-binding transcription factor activity, RNA polymerase II-specific; RNA polymerase II cis-regulatory region sequence-specific DNA binding. The record is from RefSeq and is a predicted model, not a curated record. The transcript is spliced from 4 exons. Bases 79 to 969 code for a protein of 296 amino acids. Lineage: Eukaryota; Metazoa; Chordata; Mammalia; Chiroptera; Rhinolophidae. Gene Ontology annotation, biological process: embryo development; negative regulation of transcription by RNA polymerase II; cell differentiation.